AUGUCUAACAUUUCUGAUGUCAAAGUUAUUUCUCCAAGCUCAUAUGUCGGUUUUGAUACCAUUACAAGUCAAAUUGAGCACCGCUUGCUAAAGAAGGGUUUUCAGUUCAACAUAAUGGUCGUUGGCCAUUCGGGGCUUGGUAAGAGUACUUUGAUCAACACCUUAUUUUCCUCUCAUUUAAUUGAUUCUUCGACUGGUCAGGAUAUCUCUAAACAUCCAAUUACUAAAACUACAGAAAUCAAGGUUUCAUCACAUUCUUUGAUUGAGGACAGAGUUCGGCUAAGCAUAAAUGUUAUCGACACACCUGGUUUUGGUGAUCAGAUCAACAAUGACAAGGUUUGGGAACCUAUUGUCAAGUACAUCAAGGAACAGCAUUCUCAGUACUUACGGAGGGAACUGACCGCUCAACGUGAAAGGCACAUCUCUGAUACACGUGUUCACGCGCUUUUGUAUUUCAUUCAACCUAAUGGAAAAGGCUUAACGCAGUUGGAUAUUGCUGCACUAAAGAGACUCACUGAAAUUGCCAACGUAAUUCCGGUGAUAGCUAAGGCAGACACGCUAACUAUGGAUGAAAGAACUGCUUUUAGAGAAAUCAUUCAACAGGAAUUCAGGAAACAUAACUUCAAAAUAUAUCCAUACGAUUCUGACGACUUGACGGAGGAAGAACUUGAAUUGAAUGAAAGUAUAAGGUCAAUCAUUCCUUUUGCUGUUGUUGGUUCGGAAACAGAGAUCACUGUCAAUGGGGAAGUGGUCAGAGGAAGAAAGACACGAUGGGGAUCGAUAGCUGUUGAGGAUAUAAAUCAGUGUGAAUUUGUCUAUUUGAGAGAGUUUUUAAUUCGUACUCAUUUACAAGACUUGAUUGAGACCACAUCAGCUGUCCAUUACGAGGGUUUCAGGUCUAGACAGUUAAUCGCAUUGAAAGAAAAUGCCAAUACUCGUGCGUCAGCUCACUUGUCUCAAGCCUCUAACCCGAUGCUCCAACGUCCCAGCCAGUAG
This is a messenger RNA of Lachancea fermentati, 996 nucleotides long. NCBI's taxonomy places the organism in Eukaryota, Fungi, Ascomycota, Saccharomycetes, Saccharomycetales, Saccharomycetaceae. The record is from the annotation of a GenBank genome assembly.